Spea bombifrons (plains spadefoot toad) is the source of this 1838-nucleotide messenger RNA. RefSeq names its product RNA polymerase III subunit D (gene POLR3D). Lineage: Eukaryota; Metazoa; Chordata; Amphibia; Anura; Pelobatidae. Gene Ontology annotation, cellular component: RNA polymerase III complex. The transcript is spliced from 9 exons. Gene Ontology annotation, biological process: transcription by RNA polymerase III. The record is from RefSeq and is a predicted model, not a curated record. The coding region runs from base 89 to 1294 and encodes 401 amino acids. Gene Ontology annotation, molecular function: DNA binding.
GCUCUGUUCGCAUCCGGAAGUGUUGUCAUAUGAGUGGUGACCGGCGUGUAUUCGGUGGAAGUGACAUGCGGCUGUAAUAAGCGUUAGGAUGUCUGAAGGAAAUGCAAAUUCUGCUCAAGGAGCCCCUCGCCCCCCGGUUGGUGGGGGGCGAGGACUGGUGGGCCGCAGGCCAUCCGCUCCGCUAACACCGGGGCGCCUUCCCUCCAUUCGCUCUCGUGAUCUCACUCUUGGAGGUGUACGGAAGAAAACCUUUGCUCCAAAUAUAAUCAGCAGGAAGAUAAAAGAAGAACCAAAGGAGGAGGUGUCGGUGAAGGUGGAACGGACGGACCGUGGAAGGGACCGCCGAGGAGAUGGACCGGGCAGAGGGCGUGGAAGGCCGCAAGUUAUUCAAAGUCACUCCAUUUUCGAGCAAGGACCAGCAGAGCAGCUCAAGAAGAAAAGUGGAUGGGACGCGCCUUCACAAUCGGCAGACCUUGGCCCAUCGCACAUUAUAAAUAUUAAAAAAGAAAAAAGGGAGACUGAGGAGGAAACAAAGGAGAUCCUGCGCAGGUUGGAGAAUGACAAGUUCCUGGAUGACCCUGGGCUCAGAAAUGAUGCACGGAAUCACCCUGUGCAGCUGCCACUUGUACAUUCUGGGUGGCUUUUCAGAGAAGAAGAAGAAGAAGACGACGACGAGGAGGAGACAAAGCCUGUAUUAGGAGCCCCCAAGGAGGAAAUGAUGGACGUGGAUUCUACUCAAGUUAAAGUGAAGGAAGAACCAAUGGAAGAUGAAGAUCAAGAAUGUAAACCUGGACUUCCUCCUUGUAAAGCUCCUGUAAUAAGGAAGCCUCCUGAGAGGAAAGAUGUGACCCUGCCGGAGUUACUGGAAUCACUAAAGGUUUCUGGAGAGGAGACUCUCCUUUUCCUACAACUGCCUGACACCCUUCCAGGUCAGCGACCCACGCAGGACACCCGGCCCGUCAAGACUGAAGUGCAGAACGAGGAUGGACAAACGUUCCUGGUGAAGGACAAAGGCCAAGAGGCGCAGGCAGGAGAUGACAGCUGCUCCCUACGGGAUGUGUCAGAGGGCCAGAUUGGGAAGCUAAUCGUGCGCAAGUCUGGCAAGGUGCAGCUGGUACUUGGCAAGGUAACCCUCGAUGUCACAAUGGGGACAACAUGCACAUUUCUGCAGGAGCUCGUGUCCGUUAAUGUUGGUGAAGCCCGUAGUGGCGACAUGAUGGUCCUGGGUCAUGUCCAGCACAAGCUCGUGUGUUCCCCAGACUUUGAAUCUUUACUGGAGGGCCGGCACCGUUGAGGCGUCUCACCCGCUCUCCACAGACAUCGGCUAUGUUUCUUCUUAAAAUCGCAUCGGCUAUGGGACUUAACCUGCAAAGACUGGUAGGACCGCUUUAGCGUGUGGCCAUUCGAAGGAGACAUGCAGCAUCAAACGUGGACACCUGAAGACACUUCUUUCACCAGGUGUCAGAUCAUCUUGUACCUGUUUGAAACCAGUGCAGUAGGAUACAUACCCGCGUCAAUACAGUAUGAUCGGUUUUCCAGCCAUUAUAAUAAUUGUAUCGCUUCCCCAUGAAGUUUACCUUUGAGACAUGAAUAGCCCACGGGUUAUAAAGUGUUGCUGAGGAUGGAGGGUACAGUAGGACCUGAGCAAUGCAUUUUGGUGCUUCGGACACGCCAGGCGCAGUUUGCAUACAGUAAGAGUUUUUACAUGGUCGGCAUGACUUGAGAUGAGCUUCUUACUCCAAAGUGCUUGGCUAUAAUUCCAUCUUUAAAGUAAUAAAAUUCAUUUCUGGAUCCCUCAACAUUUAUUUGUGUUUCAGCGCAGUAUGUCUUCUUUUUUA